Hipposideros armiger (great roundleaf bat) is the source of this 4946-nucleotide messenger RNA. It is a transcript of the gene CBX1, whose product is annotated as chromobox 1. The record is from RefSeq and is a predicted model, not a curated record. The coding region runs from base 271 to 735 and encodes 154 amino acids. NCBI's taxonomy places the organism in Eukaryota, Metazoa, Chordata, Mammalia, Chiroptera, Hipposideridae. Gene Ontology annotation, cellular component: nucleus. The transcript has 5 exons.
GCGGGUCGUCGCGCCUGCGCGGUGCGGGCGGCGGGCAGCGCAGAGUGCGAGGCUCUUUUGUUCGGCGGAGGGGAGGGCCGUUGGCCGCGGCCUGCGGUACGCCGCUUCAGUGAGGGGCUCGACUGCGGACACCCGGCCUGUUGCUUUGCUGGGCGCCACUCCUCCGGCCCGCCCGACACAACGCGCCAGUAGCGCGGCACCGAUUCCUCUCGGCUCUUGGGCGCUGCUCUGAGCAGCGUCACCCUUUAUACCAGAAAGCUGGCGGGCACUAUGGGGAAAAAACAAAACAAGAAGAAAGUCGAGGAGGUGCUAGAAGAGGAGGAAGAGGAAUACGUGGUGGAAAAAGUUCUCGACCGUCGAGUGGUAAAGGGCAAAGUGGAGUACCUCCUAAAGUGGAAGGGGUUCUCGGAUGAGGACAACACGUGGGAGCCAGAAGAGAACCUGGAUUGCCCCGACCUCAUUGCUGAGUUUCUGCAGUCACAGAAAACAGCACACGAGACAGAUAAAUCAGAGGGCGGCAAGCGCAAAGCUGACUCCGAUUCUGAAGAUAAGGGAGAGGAGAGCAAACCAAAGAAGAAGAAAGAAGAGUCAGAAAAGCCACGAGGCUUUGCCCGGGGUUUGGAGCCAGAGCGGAUUAUUGGAGCUACAGACUCCAGUGGAGAACUCAUGUUCCUGAUGAAAUGGCCAGUGAGGUGGCAGAACUCCCAAGGUAAGGCUGAAACAUCAAGUUUAUAGAAUAUGUUGACAAUUCAGUUCACUAGUUUUUGUUUAUAUUAAAUAGCUUGUGUUAAAAUAUUCAACAGCAGGUCUGAGUCUACAUUGUGACCCGUUGGUUUGCAUGGUGCUUUGUGAUAGUACCAAAGGCACAGUUUACCCCACAUGGAUUUUUAAAUAUUCUAGUUGACUUUGCCCGAUCCUGCCCUGUGGACUGUUGGCAUAGCUUGGGGUCAGGCUGGGUAGCUCUGGGAUGGGCCCAUUGUUUCUACUACUGCUUAAGCUCCUUUCCUGAUUGGAAGGUUUAAGACAACCUAACUUGCCUAAUUAAUGUUUAAAACAAAAGGCAGAUCACCAACUCUGGUCUUUUCUCCACCUCUCCCCAAGUGAACUAGGUUUUGUUUCCUUGGUUGAAAUGGCAUCUGGAAUGAACAAAUACUAUGAGACCUAUCUCCAUUAUGCAGUCAAGUUAGACUGGACAAGAACCAACUUGAAGACUUUUCAUUGGUAUUUUUGCACUUCAAAAAGGAAGACGAUUUUCUAUCCGACUGAUUUUGAAAACACACCUCUUUAGCAAGGUUUGGUACUCUGACUCCUCAAGAGACAACUUGUGCACUGGAUUCUGUUUCUUAACUAAUUCCGGCAAAUGUGAACUUUCAAAGAAUUCCUGGAUAGAACAAGGACUAGAACUCAAAUCAGGUGUUAAAUUUCACAUGUAUCCCCCAGAGUCCCGAAUGCUUUUUCUCCACUAUGAAGUUCAGAACCAGAGGCAAGGAUGACUGUACCUCUGUGAAAAGAAAGGUGAAAGGAGCGUUACUGUUUUUGGUACAUUGACAAAACGACAAGUCAAAGGUCUGUGGCUCCCUGUUCACUUCCCAGAAGGAUCCGUGACAGAAAAACAAGGCUUAACCACUUAUGAUAAUCAAGCACAUGGGUUUUGCUAGAGAAUUUCUACGCUUGGCUGGGAAAGCACACUAAUCUCGUAGCCGUGUUUGUAUAUGGACAGCAUCAAUAAGGAAUGGACUUCUGGCUGGCAGUGCCCUAAAACUACUGAUUUAGUCUGCGCUUCUAAGGUUGUUGCUCUAGGUCAGUGCCUACUGGAUAUGGUAGGCGACUUGAGGGUGGCGGGGUUAUUUUCCUGCAAGGCACUUGUUUUUCCAGCUAUUGGCUAAAAACCUGAGCAGCAAGGCCUGGGGUAACCUAGGGUUGUAAAAGCAGGGAUGAGGGCAGCCUGAGGCGGGGAUCCAUGGCUAUUUUGACUCGUCAGCCAUGGAGGCCAGGUCUUGCUGACAUUGAGCAUGUCUCUAGAUUACUAUUGUCCCCUCACAUCUAUAUUUCUUCUAUUUUUACUGAUACUGAAAAUAGCCCCAGCUUCAUUGGAGAGAUCUCUGCAGGGCAGAGGUUGAAACAAUGGGUCUAUUUCCAUCUCACAUGAUUUAAGAUGUACGUAAAAUUGGUUUGAAGCCUACUAGAACUGAAAUCAAGACAAAGCAAGCCUUCCACCCCCACCCAAGCAGGUCACUGUGAAGUUAGGUACUUAGUUAAGGAUGAGGCCUGCUCAUCUCCCUACCAACCUUAGGACCUCUACUAACUUCCUGUCUAGGUGUAACAGCUCUUUCACAGGCCCUUCUUGAGUCCUUUAUCUUCCUGCCAGAAAAAGCCUUGAAGCUGGUUCACCCACUCCACCUGCCAGCAACAAAAGAGGUCAGCCCCACAGCAAUGCUGACCAACUUGGCCCAAAGCCCCUGCUAAUCAGCGUGAUCCUAGACACAACUGUACAUCUCUCCAUAAAGGGACAUGGGGGAAGGGUGACAAAAAUACUCUUCAGACCAGGGGCAACACUAAAGGGGUGAGAGAGCAUUUUUUUUUUCCCUUGAAAAAUCUUCUGGAAGCUAAAAAAAGUUGCAAAACAAGAUAAAAAGUUACAGCCUAAUAGUGUACUAAACAAUCAAAAAUACACAUUUCUAGAAGGGUUACGAAAACAUUAAUCUCUGAAUUUUGUCAGUUUACUCUUCUACAUAUAAUUUGUAUUUUUUUUAUCAUCAUGAGUUCAAGUUUCUCAAACUUAAUUUUUAGUCUUUCUCUCUCCCUCCCCUCCCCCACAAGAAUCUGGCUUACAAAAAGUACUUAAUUCCUAAUUAGGAAAGAGCUCUUGUUUAUAUGACCAACUCUUUCCAACUAGACAUGGGAAAAGCCAUUGUAAAUUGAAACAAGUAAGAAAUCAGUGUUAUUCCUGAAGUCUAUUCCACCCCUUAGGAUAGUCUAGCAUCAUUAAAGCACUGGGCUGAGUCAGGUUACACAGUGGUACAUGGGAGUUCAAGAUCACAGCUUCUGGUCCUAACCUUGUCCUGUUAGACCGCCAGGUGAGCACUCAUUACUUGGGCAUUUGCUAAGCACCUACGCCCAAGAUGGGCAUGUGGCAGUUCCAGCAACCACUCAGUACCUUAAAUCAUUCAGCACUUCGCAGGCUUGGUAUUAAGGCAGGGUUUUGUUUUGGGGGGAGAACAGAUUCUGGUUCUCAGCUGGGGCUUUACUAUACCUUAAACUUGGGGUCUGGCUUCCUGCUCUUCUAGUUCUGUGGCCCUGCUGUUAUACUGACAUGCUUGGCAUGUGUUGGUCCUGUUGAUUUCUUGGGUUUCCACCAUCACAGCCAUUGGUGUGACUCCUCUCCAAUGCUCUGCACCUCUUUGGCAGGUGGUGCCGCCAGAGAUAGCACAGUCAACAUGAAAUGCUGAUCACAGGUGGACAGGCAAGGAGCUGGGCCAGGUCACGACACCUAGUUUAGCCCUAUGAGAAAGGCAAAAAGACUCCAAAUCCUUCCUGAAUGGAUUCCAGCUGGCAAACCUUGUAAAGGUACAAAACACCUGCUUAAAAAGUUUAACACAGCACUCAAGACUAUUCUUUUGUCUCUACUCAUUGUCAACCUCCCCUGUGCUCCACCACAUUCCCAUGUGAGCUGUCUUAGCCACACAAUGGCCACUUCUCCCCUUGAGGCCUGUUUACUAUCAAUUUAAAUUCAAGGUAGGGAAAAAUUGCACUUGAGAAUGAAUCAUCCAUUUUAUUUUAUUUUGUCAUGUGCUCACAGCCUCUCUCUCCUCUCCCUGGCAGGUCACAGAGAUAAAUUAAAAAUAAAAUCUACAAGGAAAAUAAUUUAUAAAAGCACUUUCCAGGCUCAUGCCUUCUAUCCCUACUGCUCAGUUAAUGUGUUGCCCCCUCCCCCAAGUGGGGAGAAGAAUCAGUGCUUCCCCUCUCAACUCACUCCUGCUAGUCUGGAGGCAGACACAGCACUCCAGAGCUAGGCAGGGGGUGGGGGCAGCAGUGGCAAACAGUUAAAGACACUGGUCCUAGAACCUUCUGGCCACCUUGGCACUCCCCUCUGCCUUCUCCAGGAGCCCUUGCUAAACAGGGUGCAGAGAAGCUGCCUGUGGUCAACAUUCUGGGGGGAGUGGGGAGGUGCCCUCAUCCCCCAUUACAUGCACUUCUUUCUCCUAGAAACAAUCCCAAAAAAGAAAGCAGACGGAGACCUCGGGACAGAGGAGAAAAAUCCCAAGUGUUCACACAGUUACACGGAGUCUUUAUGGCAAAGAGAACAUUUAGCAGCUUUGAAUAUUGGGGUAUCUCCUUUUUACUCAACACAAGCAUUCUAGACCCUAUAAGUGAAACAGGGCUCAAGCCCUUAAAUCAAAGCGCAAGAAACUCUAAGAGGACUAGUUUGUUGUUGCUGGGAUUUGUAGUUUGUCUUUUCCAGUGAUAAGCCCAGUUGGUGGUGGGAGGCCUGAGGGAAGUCACUCCCCAGUGUUGUGCUGAAUACUUCCUGGCUUCUCCGUAUCCCCCUGCCUCAGAGCAGCCCCCAGGAGGCUGCAGGCCCAGCACUGGGGGAGGGGGGGACAUUGCCAGCACCCCAGCUGCAGAUCAUCUCUGGGCAGCCGGUGGGUGGGGUGGCAGGGCGGGGAAGAGAACAGCGUUAGCAUGCAGGCUCUGAUGGAGUCCUUGGAGCCUCAGCUCAGGGGUAACUGGGCACCGAGGGAGAUGGAGUGGCAGGGCAGUGAGUGACAUGCUUGGUGUUGGGGCUGUUGCAACAUGGGACCUUGUGACCCUUUCCUGUUCACUCUACCCUUUAACCCUAACCCUCCAAGCCAGUGUUGGGUCCCAGUGGCUCCCCUACAAUUGAAAUAUUCCAGGAGAUAUCCAAGAGCUCCCCUUGAAGAAUGCCAAAAUGCAGGAGCAGAGAG